CCAACGUGGGAUUCGAUCCCGGGUCUCCAGGAUCGCGCCCUGGGCCAAAGGCAGGCGCCAAACCGCUGCGCCACCCAGGGAUCCCGAGGAGGUUUUAUUUCUUAAGCCUGGUGCUGAAUACACAGGGAUUAUUGUAUUAUUCUUUAUUCCUAUUUGUCUUAAAGAUUUCACAUGACAAUUGAAAAGAUCAAACUAGGCAAAACCCAACUGCCUGCCCCCCUGUUUCCUGUGGCCUAGAGGGCAAAAUCCAUAAUCCUUCCCACCCCCUACCUCUGAGGCCUCCUCCUGAGCAAGUUUGCUCUCCAUCUUCUUGCUCACGUCACUCUCACUAACUGGACUUGCUGCACUUGACAUGCGAAACUCCUUCUGGAAUGUUCUACACCCCAGCUUUUACACAGACACACAAUUCUCCUCACUGACUCGACUCCCAGUCACUACUCAGGGCUCAGUUUAAAUGUCACUUUCUCAAAGAGGCCGUAGGGGACCCCCACCAAACCAGAGCCCCGUGUCCUUUCCCUUACAUCAUGCCAAACUUUUCCUUCAAGCAGCUUACCACAAUUUCUGACUGCCCAGCUAUGCAGAUGCUAUUACGUGUACACUGUCUCUCCCCAGCUGAUCCGUAAGUUGGGUGAGUCUAUAGCCUGGGUCUGACCCACAGCAAGGGUGCCAUGCAUAGUAAGUGACCAAGUGACUCUGGAGGAAGAAUGAGCAGCAGACCAGGCCCCGAGAAGCCACAGUGAGGCCCUUGGGGAUUGAAUCCCACCACCAAUGAGAGAGCUGAGGUUGUUCUGGAAAAUAGAAGCCUCCAGGGAUCUGCUCUCACCUUCUAAUCCCUGUGUAGAAGAAGGGCACAGGUGUUUGGGGAACAGUCCCUUUGGUGGGACUGUCGGGCCAAGAGAGGUGGCUCCUAUGGGGGUGGUGAGCUCUCCGUCAGGGCAGGAGCCAGGUGCUGGCAAUGCAGUAAAGGGCACGUCUGCAGGUUGGAGCAGUGACCCUUAGGUCCUGUGGCUACCAGUUCUUGCCAUUUGGCCACGACCAGCAGCCUCUCUGGACAUUCUGGGGGAACUUGCUUUCUAAGCCUGUUCACCUGCUGGCUGAGUGGCUGGGAGGGAAAGUUGAGAGCUAGGGUGCAAAGCUGGAAGCAUGAGCCAGUCCACCCCACAUUGCUCCGGGCCUCUCUGGGAACCCAGUCUUCUGUGUGUCUGGCUCUAGAAUCAGGGACCAUGUCCUGGCUCCAGGUUGCCCUAUGACAACUGCCCUAUGCCCAGCUUCUCCUUUCCCCAAAGGUCUGAUUUGACAGCCUGGCACAUAGUAGGGCUUGAUAAAUGUUUACUAAGUGGAAGAAACAUGCAACGUGACAGUGUUUCUUCAGGGCAGGAGAGUAGAGUGUCUACUGAACGUGCUCUGGCAUUGACUGCCUGUGUCUAAAUCCUGGCUCUGCCACUAAUGGGCUGUGUGACCUUGGACAAGUUGCUGAACUUCUCUAUGCCUUAGUCUUCUGACUUCUAAAGUAGUGAUAAUAAUGGUAACUUCCUCUGAGGUCACGGUGAGCAUGGCAAGAAUUGAUCAGUGUAAAGCACUCGGAAGAGCGCCGGCACAGAGGAAGGACACGCUAAAUGCUCUGAGUGGAUUUUGCAAUGUCACACCGGUGGCCAGUGGGGGAGGGCCUAUGGCGGGGAGGGGGGCGCAGUGGGAUUUCAUGGUCCAGAAAAGUGUGAGGGAGGAACAGGGUUCAUUGAGCCCCCACUAUGUGGCCUGCAUGUCUGUGACAACUGGCAAUCUGCAUCAGGCCCUCACGACUACCCUGCAAGGUAGGCAUUACCAUGUUCCUUUGCAAAGGAAGACACUAAGGCUCACAGAGGUCAGGGGAUCUGCUGGAGUGAGGCGGGACCCAUCCCACUUCUGGCCCAGUCCUGGAAUGGGAUGUUGUGGCCACUGCCCUCACUCAGCUGCUCCCAGGACUGGUGUUGGAAAACAACCCGGGUGGGGCCAUGUGAUGGGUGCAGGGCGGGCUCUGGGGAGCUGCCGCUGAAAAUCAGAGGGAGGAGGAGGGCAAGGAAGGACUGGUCAGCCCUGGGAGUGAUUUGUACCACUUAGCAAUCACUUACUUUGCACUUGGGCAUGUGAUGUGCAUGAUCCCAUUUUUUCCUCAUUACAGUUUUAUGAGGUAAGGGCUAUUGUGAGCCCCACCUAGAGAUGAUGAGGAUAGGGACCAGAGAGGCUAAGUAAUGCGCCCAAGGUGACACAGGCAGAAAGUGGUACAGAGUCCAGGGUUGAAGCCUCUGCAGCAGGAAGAUGGGGGUUCUUGAGACUCAUGAAGACCUGGGGUCUGAGGAGCAGGACAGGGGCCUCCAGAGGGCUGUGGGCAAUGUCCCCCAUGGCUAGAUCCAUCUUCAGGUCCCUUUUACUCUUUGAGGAGCACAGCUCAGCUGCCAGGCCUUGAGUCCUUUCUCACCCCAUGCAAAGCCCUGUGCGUGCGAGCUGAGUGAACACUCACCCAAACCAGGCCCCAGACAGAGUUGGAGGAGUGGCCGGCCCCGGGGUCCUCAGGGGACUGAGGAAGGGAACAAUGGUGCUAAUUCCUUCCUGGGUACACUGAGUCAGCCCCUCGGCCCCACCUCAUCUCUAUUGCCCUGUGCGUGCUCCUUCUGGUAGAGGAAGGGUCAGCCUCCCUGUGCAAGCCCCAGGGGCUUCAGAGAUGAAAGGGACUAAUCAGACUCAGGAACACCCACCCACAGCUCCUCUGUGCUGGGCACCUUGUUUCAUUACAUCUUCCUGCUCUCCUGCCAGGGAGCAAAUCUGGUCCCCCAUUUUGCAGAUGGAGAGAAGGAGCACCUGGCUGGAGCAGUUAGUGGUGAAGCCAGGACUUGACGCUGGGUUUCCCAGACCCCAUCCCCCGUCCUGUGUCGCCAUCAUCAUCAUCAUCACCACGACCACCACCACCAUCAUCUGCAUUCCACCUGCAAAGCCCAGUGAAGCCCUCAGCCCGGGGUUUCUGUUCCUACUGGUUAUCACACUUGCCUCAACAGGGGUCUGGUGAUGUAGGUACUAUCGCCAUCGUGUCCACUUUGCAGAUGAGGAAACUGAGGUCCAAAACUGUCACUAGGAGGUGACAGAGCUGAGAUCAAGAGCCACGUCUUGCCACCCAAACACAAGGGCUUCGCCAGUGUGUUCUUUUCCCACAGUUGAGAAGGAGCCGAGUGGUGCAGACAGGCGGUGAGAGCCUAGGGGCUCAGAGGAGGCAGGGCUGUGGCUGGCGGUGCAGCCGGGGAAGAUUCAGAGACCGGAGGGGCUGGGGCUGGGCCUGGGGGGCUGCGGACAGACAUGGGGGGAUCUGGAUCCGAGUUGAGCAAAGGGAGCCCAAAGCCAGAGGCUGGGGACCAGGGUGAGCCGGGGACCUGGAGCCAACCGGACCUGAGUGGGAGCCGCUUCUGCUGUGUGACCCCCAUUUUCAUCCCCACUCCCCAACCCCCAGCCUGUGAUUUUUCAGCUGAGAAGAGAAAUAAUAACCCUGUUUGUUGCUGUGGUUGGUGCUUAAUAAAUACUUGUUAAAUAAACAAAGGGUUGCAGUGACGCUUCAGUGAGACAGACCAGGCGGUGCCUGGCAGGGAGCUGACACUUCCAGAGGGUUCCUUCCCCGAGAGCAGCCACAGAGCAGGACAACAGGUUCAGCUGGCCCCAGGGCUGAGCAGUGUGACCUCGGGCAAGUCACUUCACCUCCCCUAUUGUCCCAUCCAGUGACCAUGACAUGCAUCAAGGCCCUACAGUCUGGCUUGGUGUCCCUACAUGUGGCCUUCUGCCCCUUUUCCUGCCUUCUAGAAAGCCUGCAUGGCCCCGGUCUUAGGAAGGGCUGCCCCUGUGGGCUAGAGGCCAGGGUGACAUGCCCCUGCAGCCACUAGUGAUUUUCCCAUGAGUGGGGCAGGUGCACCCAGGGAGAUUUGACCUCACAGCCUGCCAGGGUUGCUGGAGUCCACUGGGGCUGCUGUCACUUUAUCAGCUUUUCUUGUAUGAAGGGUGUUAUGGGCAAGGAGGGGGCAUUUGGUGUCACCAAAUCAGAAGGAAAACAUAGUGACAGGCGUGGGGUCUUUUCCUGCCUCCUCUGGACCCCUGGCAGGCAGGGCCUCCAGCCCCACUCAGGGAGGAGCAGGUUAGCAAUGGUGCCAGCAAGUUGACAGCCCUGCUGGUCACAUUCACUAUCUCCUUGAGGCCGGAAUGUCCUUGGCUAGCUGCUGCCUCCCUGUGCCACAGCCCUGCUCUUGGCCUCAGUUUCUCUAGUUAUCCAGUGAAGUCUGGACUAGGGGCUCCAGAUUUUGGACAUUUACAGCACCGUAAAAUUAAAGGAAAAAAGAAAAAAGCUUGGUAACUGGCACAGCAUUGCCAAUCCUUCACUUUGCCAAGAAAGGACAUUAAGUUUUUAAAGGCAGCCAGCAUCUCCCAUCCGUAUCAUUUCCCCAAAGAAAGAAUGUUUACCAUGAAAGGAGUCUCAGGAUGCGCUCAGAAUCCCGGAUAGUCCCGCAGAGGAAGCUGGCCAGGAAGGGGAAGGUCUCGUCCAAGGUCACCCCGAGAGGCAGUGAGAGGGGCCGGGCCUCCCAGAGCCCCUGCCGGAGGAAGUGUGCCGAAACCGUGUUCUUCUAUGUGUUCGUUUCAUGGCACACUUGUUGCAAGAGGAUGAGACCGGCUCCCUGCCUUCCAGAAAAGUAUGGUUUCAUUGUAGACAUGAUCCAGGCACCAGUACAACCAGGGAAUGCGCUCUCUCCGACAGAAUAUCUAUAUUCAGAGGAGGUGAUACCCAUCUUCUACGGUCUGUGCCCCAUCUUUCUACACUUUGCCCUUGAGCCCUUGGGCCUUUGCCAGGAAGCCCCGCGUGACAAACAAGGGAAAGAAAUCCUGGCUGUCUCCCGGUGGUUGUCACAUGAAAGCACGAUGCCAAGCUUCAUACUUUUCACUUUCUGGUCGGGCAUUGUGUGGGUCAGCCCACGCGCUGAGGGGUGAGCCUCUCAUUCCUUCCGAAGGAGCGAGCAGUGACAGGAAUGCUCACUUAUUUGGACAGGGCCCCCACCAACCGAGGGUCUUCAGGGGGACAAGCUCCGUGCAGGCUCCUCCAUGGCGGAGGGUGAUGGGUCGGGGGGCAGCUUUCCCAAAGGCCCAGGAGUGAGCAUUUGGGACCGUGGCUGAGCAGAGCAAUGGGCAGAGGGCCCGGAAUAUCGCAGGGGCUUGAGAACACCGCUGUGACCAGGAGAGGAGACGCAUGGGUGCAGGACAAGCUGUGCCCUGCUGGGCUGAGAUGCCCUGCGUCUUCCCAGGUGACCACGCCGGCCUCAGGACAUGCACGGACACAGCCGCAACGGGCAGGCCCACGUGCCCCGGCGGAAACGCCGCAACCGCUUCGUCAAGAAGAACGGCCAAUGCAACGUCUACUUCGCCAACCUGAGCAACAAGUCGCAGCGCUACAUGGCGGACAUCUUCACCACCUGCGUGGACACGCGCUGGCGCUACAUGCUCAUGAUCUUCUCCGCGGCCUUCCUCGUCUCCUGGCUCUUCUUUGGCCUCCUCUUCUGGUGUAUCGCCUUCUUCCACGGCGACCUGGAGGCUGGCCCGGCGGCGGCGGCGGCAGCGGCGGCGGCGGGGGCCCCGACGGGCAGUGGCGCGGCGGCCCCGACGGCCCCCAAGCCCUGCAUCAUGCACGUGAACGGCUUCCUGGGCGCCUUCCUGUUCUCGGUGGAGACGCAGACGACCAUCGGCUACGGGUUCCGGUGCGUGACGGAGGAGUGCCCGCUGGCGGUCAUCGCCGUGGUGGUCCAGUCCAUCGUGGGCUGCGUCAUCGACUCCUUCAUGAUCGGCACCAUAAUGGCCAAGAUGGCCCGGCCCAAGAAGCGGGCGCAGACGCUGCUGUUCAGCCACCACGCGGUCAUCUCGGUGCGCGACGGCAAGCUCUGCCUGAUGUGGCGCGUGGGCAACCUGCGCAAGAGCCACAUCGUGGAGGCCCACGUGCGGGCCCAGCUCAUCAAGCCCUACAUGACCCAGGAGGGCGAGUACCUGCCGCUGGACCAGCGGGACCUCAACGUGGGCUACGACAUCGGCCUGGACCGCAUCUUCCUGGUGUCGCCCAUCAUCAUCGUCCACGAGAUCGACGAGGACAGCCCGCUCUAUGGCAUGGGCAAGGAGGAGCUGGAGUCGGAGGACUUUGAGAUCGUGGUCAUCCUCGAGGGCAUGGUGGAGGCCACCGCCAUGACCACCCAGGCCCGCAGCUCCUACCUGGCCAGCGAGAUCCUGUGGGGCCACCGCUUCGAGCCCGUGGUCUUCGAGGAGAAGAGCCACUACAAGGUGGACUACUCGCGCUUCCACAAGACCUACGAGGUGGCCGGCACGCCCUGCUGCUCCGCCCGGGAGCUUCAGGAGAGCAAGAUCACCGUGCUGCCUGCCCCGCCGCCCCCGCCCAGUGCCUUCUGCUACGAGAAUGAGCUGGCCCUCAUGAGCCAGGAGGAAGAGGAGAUGGAGGAGGAGGCGGCAGCCGCUGCUGCCGUGGCCGCAGGCCUGGGCCUGGAGGCGGGCUCCAAGGAGGAGGCGGGCAUCAUCCGAAUGCUGGAGUUUGGCAGCCACCUGGAUCUGGAGCGCAUGCAAGCCACCCUCCCUCUGGACAACAUCUCCUACCGCAGGGAGUCUGCCAUCUGACCUCCAGGCCCCGCCCUCGUCACUUCCCACAAGAGCCUCUGCCGGGGGGUGGGAUGCCAGGACACCCCCUCCACACUCAGGACAGAGCUGACCCUGGCCCCAUGGACCUCCUGGAGGGAGGUGGGGGCUUCAAAGACUGGGGAACCCCUUCCUAUUGACUCCAGAGCCCAGGCCUGGGAAGGGCCCAGGAUCCCCUCUGCCCUGUCAGCCUACCUACUGGCAUCUCGGGGACCCCAGACCCACCACCCUUUUCCCACUGACACUUCAAGGACGUGCCCCCUUUACUCUCAGAACCUUGGGGAAGGCGGCUGGACUGCUGGGGGGUGGGCAUCAUGGGGUUCUGGGGUGGGCAGGGGUUAGUGUGGGGGGAGGGAGGGCGGGGGUGCGUUUCUUUUGCAUGACUGUGACCUGUUGCUCUUGACUUUCUUUUGUAAAUAUCUAUAAAUGGAGAGAUGGAGGCACCAAAUCCACCUUCUGCCAUUUGUACCUGCAGGAUGAGGAGGUGCGGUCCCUCUCUGUGAACCCCUCCCCCUCCCGGCCCAGUGAGCCUAGCCCCUUCCCCCCC
This is a messenger RNA of Canis lupus familiaris (dog), 7237 nucleotides long. It is a transcript of the gene KCNJ4, whose product is annotated as potassium inwardly rectifying channel subfamily J member 4. Gene Ontology annotation, biological process: regulation of monoatomic ion transmembrane transport; potassium ion import across plasma membrane. Gene Ontology annotation, cellular component: plasma membrane. The coding region runs from base 5326 to 6672 and encodes 448 amino acids. The record is from RefSeq and is a predicted model, not a curated record. The transcript is spliced from 2 exons. Gene Ontology annotation, molecular function: inward rectifier potassium channel activity. NCBI's taxonomy places the organism in Eukaryota, Metazoa, Chordata, Mammalia, Carnivora, Canidae.